AUGACUGUCCUAGAGAAGGUUAAUUUAACAACUGGUAUUGGAUGGGGUUCUGGUCCUUGUAUUGGUAAUACUGGUGGAGUCCCAAGAUUAGAUAUCCCUCCGUUAUGUCUUCAAGAUGGCCCUAAUGGCGUUAGAUUUACAGAUUUUGUCACAAGUUUCCCAUCUGGAUUAGCAACUGGUGCUACUUUCAAUAAGGAUUUAAUGCAUCGUAGGGGUAAAGCUAUCGGAAGAGAAGCAAAGGCAAAAGGUGUUCAUAUUUUAUUAGCCCCAACAAUUGGACCAAUUGGUUACAAAGCACAAGGGGGUAGAAAUUGGGAAAGUUUUGGAUCAGAUCCAUAUUUACAAGGUAUUGCAGGGGCCCUAACUGUUCAAGGUAUUCAAGAAGAAGGUGUCGUUGCAGUUGCACGUCACUUUAUUGGUAACGAGCAGGAACAUUUCCGUCAAGAAAACGAAUGGACAGGUGGUGAUUGGGAUAGAUUAACAGACUCUAUUGAUUCUCAAAUUAAAGAUCGUGUCAUGCAUGAAAUCUAUUUAUGGCCUUGGGCUGAUGUUGUUCACGCUGGGGUUGGUGGUGUUAUGUGUUCAUACAAUAGGGUCAACGAAACAUAUGCUUGUGAAAACUCUUAUUUACUUAACUAUCUUUUGAAAGAAGAAUUGGGAUUUCAAGGAUUUGUUGUUAGUGACUGGGGUGCACAACAUUCAGGUGUUGAGUCUGCCUUAGCAGGUUUAGAUAUGACCAUGCCCGGUGAAAUUUUUGGUGAUUGGUGUAGUGGGAAAUCAUAUUGGGGCCCUUUGUUAACCAGAUCUAUUUACAAUGAUACAAUCCCACAAUCUAGAUUAAAUGAUAUGGUAACUAGAAUCCUAGCAGCUUUUUACUCAAUUGAUAUCAAACUACCAAGUGAACAACGCGAGGAAGAUUUACCAAAUUUUAGCUCAUGGAGUUUUCAUACCUACGAUCAGGAAUUUCCAUUCCAGAGUUAUGGACCAAUUAAACAAACAAAUUACCAUAUUGACGCAAGAGAUGACUUUACUGAAAAAACUGCUUUACAAGUUGCUCGUGAGGGUAUUGUUCUUUUGAAAAAUGAUGCACAUCACCUUCCUAUUUGUACCAAUGAUGGGGUGCGUAGACUAUUGGUUGCUGGAAAAGGAGCAGGUCCUGAUACUAAGGGAUUCAAUUCAAAAGAUCAACAAUCUGCGGAUGGUGCAUUGUUUAGUGGUUGGGGUUCUGCUAGCGUCAAUGCCCCUUACGGAAUAACACCUUGGGAAGCAAUUGCUAAAAAAGCUAGAGAACGUGAAAUGGUGAUUGACUAUACAAGUGAUGAAUAUGAGUUUGACCAUGUUGAUGAAAUUGCUGAAUAUGCAGAUAUGUGCAUAGUAUUUGGGUUUGCAGACUCAGGUGAAGGUUAUAUUGAAGUUGACGGAAAUUUUGGUGACAGAAAAAAUCUUACUCUAUGGCAAAACACAGAAGAGUUGAUCCAGCAUAUUGCGAAUAGAUGUCAUAAAACUGUUGUCGUUGUGACUGCCACGGGUCCUGUUAACCUAGAGUCUUUUGUUGACCAUGAGAACGUUGUUGCUGUACUUUACACACCACCUUUAGGUCAGUUUUUCGGUGCUGCAAUUGCAGAUGUUUUAUUUGGUGAUGAUAAUCCAAGUGGUAGAUUACCAUUUACUAUUGCCCGUAAAGAUGACCAAUAUGUUGAUAUCAUUGACAAAAUUCCAUUGAAGGGUAAACCACAAGAUGACUUAAACAGACUUUUAGAUUAUCGUUACUUUGAUGAAAAUGGAAUCAGACCUCGUUAUGAAUUCGGAUUUGGUUUAUCAUACACUAAAUUCUCCUUAUCAGAACUUUCAAUCAAAGAGAUUUUACCUCCAACGACUGAUUUACCUUGUCCUGCUCCAUACUUAGAUGAAUAUGUGUAUGCAGAGGAAAAACUCAAAGACGUCGAUGACGCUUUGUUUCCAUUCAGAGAUUUUACACCUGUUCCAGGGUAUAUAUAUCCUUAUUUGUUCAAUGAGAAAAUUUACAGUGUUGAUGAGUAUGAGUAUCCGGAAGGUUACACAGAGGAAGAUUACUACGAGGAGCCAUUGGCAGGUGGUAGCUUAGGAGGAAAUGAAGCAUUGUGGAAUGUUUUAUACUCGGUGAAGGUUGAAGUCACAAAUAUUGGUGAUAGUGAAGGUGCUUAUGUUGCUCAAUUAUAUAUUGAUUAUCCUAAUGGUUAUGGCGAUAUCAAAACACCUAGACAAUUGAGAGGGUUUGAUAAAGUUUAUGUAAAGCCUGGUGAAACGGCUAAGAUCCACUUUGAUAUAUUAAGAAGAGAUAUCAGUGUUUGGGACACAGAAGACCAAAGUUGGGUUAUUAACCCUGGAACUUAUAAACUUUACGUGGGUUCAAGUAGUAGAAGACUUGAAUUGGCUGGUGAGGUUGAAAUCUUAUAA
Molecule: messenger RNA, 2436 nt
Organism: Hansenula anomala
Lineage: Eukaryota; Fungi; Ascomycota; Saccharomycetes; Phaffomycetales; Wickerhamomycetaceae
Product: beta-glucosidase family protein
Exons: 1
Coding region: 1-2436 (811 amino acids)
Biological process (GO): glucan catabolic process
Molecular function (GO): beta-glucosidase activity
Source: RefSeq, a predicted model, not a curated record